GACUCGCCAAGACGGACUAGACAUUACCUAAGUCCUUACUUCUUUUUGUCUACUUUUCUGUUUGACUAAUGUGUAUCAUCUUUUUUAUAUUUUACCUACUGUAAAACGAAAUAAACUCUUUUCCUCUAAGUGCACUUCUUAAAUCAGAGCUGCAGAAUCCUCAGAAUGCCUAAUGGCAAGUGGGAUACUCUACUGGCUGGUCCAAUCUCAUCCAUAUCACCCACCCAAAGUCAAAAUGGACCGCAGGCACCCGGGCCCACGAUUUCUUCACCCACUGCAGUUCUUCCACAGACUACAGGCACAAAUAGUUCUUUCCCAAGCAUUAGAAACAAGUUUCUGAAUGAGCUCCAUAAACUCCAAUUACCUUCCUGGGCUCCGGUGACACUCAGCUUUCUCGUGGUCUUUCUCAUUAUAAGCUGCAGUCUCUGUGUCUGCAGAAAGUUCAUAUUUAAGAAGAAAAAAGAAAAGGGUGGAAAAGAGAAAAGUGAAAAAAACACAAUCAACAUGGAGAAUGUAAAAGAUGAGGGGUUAAAACAGGCUGUUCAUCCUGGCCCUGAAUCUGAUCUCCAGAAAGAAGACACAGAGUCUAAACCGGCUGCAAAACUUGGAAAACUGCUGUAUACCCUUGACUACAACUUUACUGAAAGUGCGUUGAUUGUAGGUGUGAUUCAGGCCGAAAGUCUUGCUGCUAUGGAUAUGAGUGGCACUUCAGAUCCAUAUGUGAAGGUUUACCUCCUUCCAGACAAGAAGAAGAAGUUUGAAACUAAAGUUCACCGUAAAACGCUUGAUCCGAUUUUCAACGAACAUUUUACAUUUAAGGUUCCUUAUCCAGAGCUCGGUGGAAAGACGUUGGUCAUGACCGUCUACGACUUUGACCGUUUCUCCAAACAUGAUGCUAUUGGUGAUGUGAGGUUGCAGAUGAAUAAGGUGGACUUCAGUUAUCUGACAGAGGAGUGGAGAGAUCUGCAGAAAGCUGAGAAAGAGGAGCAUGAACGGUUGGGUGAUAUCUGCUUGUCGCUGCGUUACGUCCCCACCGCUGGAAAACUCACUGUUGUUGUUUUGGAGGCCAAAAAUCUCAAGAAAAUGGAUGUGGGAGGUCUAUCAGACCCCUAUGUAAAAAUUCACCUGACACAGAACGGUAAGAGAUUGAAGAAGAAGAAAACUACCAUUAAGAAAAACACACUGAAUCCAUAUUACAACGAAUCCUUUAGCUUUGAAGUUUCGUCUGAGCAGAUUCAGAAAGUGCAGGUUGUGGUGACGGUGUUGGACUAUGACAAAAUAGGAAAAAACGAUGCCAUUGGAAAAAUUUACAUCGGACUGAACAGCACAGGAACUGAGCAACGCCACUGGGCGGAUAUGUUGGCCAAUCCAAGAAGACCCAUCGCCCAAUGGCACGCACUUAAACCUGAGGAAGAUGUAGAUGCUGAACUGUCCAAGAAAUGAGCCAUAAAUGAGCA
Messenger RNA from Paramisgurnus dabryanus, 1457 nucleotides. RefSeq names its product synaptotagmin Ib (gene syt1b). NCBI's taxonomy places the organism in Eukaryota, Metazoa, Chordata, Actinopteri, Cypriniformes, Cobitidae. Gene Ontology annotation, cellular component: plasma membrane; axon; dense core granule. Gene Ontology annotation, molecular function: SNARE binding; calcium-dependent phospholipid binding; calcium ion binding. The record is from RefSeq and is a predicted model, not a curated record. Gene Ontology annotation, biological process: synaptic vesicle endocytosis; calcium ion-regulated exocytosis of neurotransmitter.